Messenger RNA from Hemiscyllium ocellatum (epaulette shark), 4144 nucleotides. Its product is annotated as butyrophilin subfamily 1 member A1-like. Gene Ontology annotation, molecular function: protein binding. The record is from RefSeq and is a predicted model, not a curated record. The coding region runs from base 261 to 1997 and encodes 578 amino acids. The transcript has 14 exons. NCBI's taxonomy places the organism in Eukaryota, Metazoa, Chordata, Chondrichthyes, Orectolobiformes, Hemiscylliidae.
GUUACUGGGAGGAUUGUAAUAACUGUGCUUAUGGCCGAAACGUCGAAUUUCCUGUUCCUUGGAUGUUGCCUGACCUGCUGCGCUUUAACCAGCAACACAUUUUCAGUCAUCACUGUGUAAUAACCAUGUGAAAUUAUCGCAGCCUAACCGAGGGAUAACGCCGUUUUCGUGUCUCGCAAGCGAUAGGAAAACGGGUUGCGGGACUGUUCUCCAGGAUGGGGGGGGGAAAGCUGAAGGAAUAUGAAGUGGUCGGGAUUUGAAUGAAAAAGCUACUGUCAACUACACAACCAAUUUUGAAUGCUGUCCUGUGGAAGAUGUUGUGGAGAUCUUUAAUUCCUAUUCUUCUUAUCCUGCAAUCGUCAGUCGAAGGGGCGUUUAUCGUUAACACUUCAAAUAAGCCAACCGUCGUCGCCGUUGGCCGAGAUGUUGUUCUGGAGUGUCAGCUGAUCCCAGCGGCAGCCCCUGAGGAAAUGGAAGUGCGGUGGUUCCAAAAUGGCUGGCAGAGGAUCGUACAUAUGUACCGGAAAGGAAAGGACGAGCCCGAUGAGCAAAUGAAAGAAUAUUUCGGGAGGACAGAACUGUUCCACAACGAGUUUGGUAAAGGCAACGUCUCCCUCCUGUUGAGGAACGUGACUGUGAAAGACAACGGCAUGUUCAGAUGUUUUGUCAUCUCCAAAGCUCAGGACGCGGAGGGAGCUGUCGAAUUGAAAGUUGGAAGUUUUGACUGGGAAGUCGGAAUGGCUUUGCCAACUCAGACCGUCAGAAUGAGAAACGUUAAACAUGUUCUCAGCUGGGCUCCGCUUUCGAAAGGGAGAGUGACCACUAAAUCAAAUGACACAUCUGAGACGUCCACUGAAUGCGCGUCAGAGGGUGUGGGCCGUCAGCCGGCGGUGAAGAUAGCUGGCUACGAGGGUAAUGGAAUCGAGCUUGUGUGUGCAUCCGACGAGUGGUUUCCGGAACCGAGGAUAGAAUGGUGGAACAGCAACGGAGAGAAAUUUACCGGGGUCUCCGAGAAACCCGUAGAGGACGCCAGAGGACUCUUGAAAGUGGGGAGCAGUAUUGUCGUGAGCCAUAAUGCUGACAACACGUAUAAGUGCGUCGUCACUAAUCUACUGCUGCAGAAAGAGCGGGAGGCCAUCCUGCAGAUAUCAGGUGACGUCUUCCCCACGGUCUCCGGCUGGCUUGUGGCUUUCUGGGUCAUCUUCAUUGUCCUCCUGGCAGUGUGUCUUCUUCUUUUUUACUUCUGUCGGAAAUAUCGGGGACAACGCCAUCAAAUAAGAAAGCUAAUGAUGAGACCUGCCAUCAAUGAGUAUGAAGCAUUGAAUGCAAAGUUCAAUCAAGCAUGUGCAAGUGCAGAGAAAGAAAAAAAUGAGCUGUUAAAGCAGAUAGAAAAUGAAAAGCAGGCUGCUAAAUUAGAAUGCGAGAAGCUUCUCCAUCUUAUAGAAUGGGACAAGAUGCUCCGAUGUGCAGUUUCAGUCACCCUGGACCCGGAGACAGCCAACGGGCAUUUGGAAGUCUCGCCAGAUCGCCUGUCAGUCAAGGAUGGCGGGGGCUGGCGCAACGUGACCGAGAACCCCAAGCGCUUCGAGCGGUACCCUUUCGUCGUGGCCAGUGAAGGCUUCCGGGCGGGCACGCACUACUGGGAGGUGGAGGUGGGCGACUCCAACAACUGGGACCUGGGCGUGGCACGGGCGUCGGCGCAGAGGAAGGGCCGCGUCGAGCUGUCUGAGGAGAACGGCUACUGGGUCAUGGGGCGCUACUGGGAGAAGUACAAGGUGAAGAACACGGAGCUGACCCUCGACAGGAAGCCCGCCCGGGUGGGGGUUUUCCUCAACCUGAAGGAAGGGCUGCUCUCCUUCCACGACGCAGAGACCAAAACCCAGCUGUACGCCUUCCAGACCCACUUUGGAGAGGAGGGGGAGGAGAUCUUUCCAUUCUUCUGCCCUUGGCGGUCUCAGGAGCCGCUGAAAAUCACUCCCGUCACGCCGGAGGACUGAGCCGCGGCGAAAGUGGACGGUCGGAGUGGGCACGGAAAUAUCUCAGUGGAGGUGCCAGUCAGAAAGCAUCACCUAACCACUUUCCCAUACUUGGCCAUGUCUGACUUAGCAUCGAGUGUGCCGGACGUCAGGUGCCCGUUUCUUGCUUGCCUGCUUUUGUCUGUGAAGUUCACCCGGAGUGGACUGACACUAACAGUCUGAGUCCUAACCCUAUUGCCAGCCUGGUCCUGCUUGAUGUGAUUCCUGUGGGAUCAGGUGCACUGGUCACGACCGAGAACCAGCCGGACAGCUUAGAAACUAACCAUACUUUCCCCAUCUGACCUCGGUCGUGUCUCUUUGUACCCUCGCUCUUUGUGUUUUAUUUUUAAGGUAUUCUUUCUUAACUUAAAUCCCUCAAGAACUGCAUGAGGAGUUGGAAGGAUUUUCCAGCAGACCGCCAACUUGUGUGAACUGAGCUCCCACGUCCAGGCUCACGUCCUGGACGGUAACUCGAAGCCAGAGCCUUGUCUCGCUCAGAGACACGGCAGCUACUGACUGAACCACAGGAUGUGCCUCUAAGAGGCUGAUCCCAGUGCUGCCUCCCAUCCCAGAGUGGGACUUGAACCUCAGUUGCUGUCUCCCGAUGUGCCAUGGCAUACUCUCACGCAUCUGGGAUUGUGCCCAGCACCCUCUCUCUCAUGUGGAGGGAUGACAGAGGGUCUUGAAUCUAUUGCCUUAACCUCACAGUCCUGACUACAACCAAAGUGUCCAUUUAGAACUAUUUAACUGUGGAUAAUUUAAACUCCCCUGCCUGAUAUCCUGGGUGUUAAUUCGCACGAUUAACAGUGUUUUUUUAAAAUCAGUUUGUACCAGAAACAAUCUGAGUCUAGAUUAGAGUGGUGCUGGAAAAGCACAGCAGUUCAGGCAGCAUCUGAGGAGCAGUAUUCCUGAUGAAGGGCGUUUGCCCGAAAUGUUGAUCCACUGCUCCUCGGAUGCUGCCUGACCUGCCGUGUUUUUCCAGCACCACUCUAAUCUAAACUCUGGUUUCCAGCAUCUGCAGUCAUUGUUUUUACCAGAAACGAUCUGUCCAACGACUAUUGAACAUUCCUUCCAUCACUUUCAUAUCAGCUCAUCCGUCAGACAAUGUGAAAUUAAACCUGUUCGUUGAGCUAUAGGGAGAGGCUGAACAGGCUGGGGCUGUUUUCUCUGGAGUGUCAGAGGCUGAGGGGUGACCUUAUAGAGAGGUUUACAAAAUUAUGAGGGGCAUGGAUAGGGUAAAUAGGCAAAGUCUUUUCCCUGGGGUCAGGGUGUCCAGAACUUGAGGGCAUAGGUUUGGGGUGACAGGGGAAAGAUAUAAAAGAGACCUAAGGGGCAACUUUUUCACACAGAGGGUAGUACGUGAAUGGAAUGAGCUGCCAGAGGAAGUGGUGGAGGCUGGUACAAUUACAGCAUUAAAAGGCAUCUGGAUGGGUAUAUGAAUAGGAAGGGUUUGGAGGGAUAUGGGCCGCGUGCUGGCAGGUGGGACGAGAUUGGGUUGGGAUAUCUGGUCGGCAUGGACGGGUUGGACCGUGUUUCUAUGCUGUACAUCUCUGUGACUCUAUUUCAUUUUUCUUUUCCUGUUUCUCUGUUCAGUUGUAACAGCGAGUGCUGAGUGGAACAGAUGAACUCAGUGCUGUUAUGACAUUUAUUUCUGCAUGUGGUGUUGCCUUGAAAGUGCCUGGCUUGUACCUUUCAGAUCUGAGUAUAACGUGAGAGCUAUUUUCCACUCUCCUGACUCCCCGUGUCUCUCCCCUCCUCACUCCACGUUUGGAAGCCUGUAUUGAGAAGGUGGGACAAGCGACUUGUGUUUUCAAGUUGGACCUUGUCAGAGGAUUUUGGCAGGUACCUGUUAUCCGAAAGAGCAAAGGAAAACUCGGCUUUUGUGGCACUGAGUGGACUGUCUCAGUUUAAAGUUGUGCUGUUUGGUGAGAAGGAAGCGCUAGCCAUAUGUCAAAGGCUAGGUAACAACAAUGCCUGCAGAUGCUGGAAACCAGAUUCUGGAUCAGUGGUGCUGGAAGAGCACAGCAGUUCAGGCAGCAUCCGAGGAGCAGUAAAAUCGACGUUUCGGGCAAAAGCCCUUCAUCAGGAAUAAAGGCAGAGAGCCUGAAGCGUGGAGAGAUAAGCUAGAG